Messenger RNA from Hansenula ciferrii, 1017 nucleotides. Its product is annotated as pyridoxine 4-dehydrogenase. The record is from RefSeq and is a predicted model, not a curated record. The transcript has a single exon. The coding region runs from base 1 to 1017 and encodes 338 amino acids. Lineage: Eukaryota; Fungi; Ascomycota; Saccharomycetes; Phaffomycetales; Wickerhamomycetaceae. Gene Ontology annotation, cellular component: cytoplasm.
AUGUCAUCCCAAGAAAUUAUUAAUGAACUUAACAAGGUUAAGUUUGGUUUAGGUCUUAUGAGUUUUACAUGGAGACCAGAUCCAUAUCCGCAAUCAGCUUUCAAUGAAUCAGUUUUGGCAACAAUCAAGAAGAACUUACCAAAUAAGACUUUUGUCAAUGGUGGUGAAUUUUAUGGUGCUAAUGAAUUGAAUUUGAAAUAUAUCAAGAGUUUUUUGGAUACUUAUCCUGAACAACGUGAAAAUUUAAUCAUUUCAAUUAAAGGUUCCAUUAGUUUUGCUGAACAGAGAGUUUUAGGUGAUAGAGAAAAUAUUAAUAAAGCAAUUGAUAAUAUAUCUAAAUAUAUCCCAAACUUGGACAUCUUUGAGAUUCCAAGAAUUGAUACUACAGUUACUUUAGAAGAAACUUUUGGUGCUUUAAGUGAUGCUGUUGAUGCUGGUAAAAUCAAGGCAUUUUCAGUUUCUGAAGUCAAUGCUAAUACUUUAGAAAAGAUUUCCAAAAUUUCAAAUAAUCCAAUUGCAGCUGUGGAAAUUGAAUACUCAAUUUUUUCAAGAGAUAUCUUAGAAAAUGGUGUUGCUGCAAAAGCUGGUGAAUUAGGUAUCCCAAUAGUUGCAUAUUCUCCAUUAGCAAGAGGUUUAUUGACAGGCCAAAUCAACAGUACUGCUGACUUGCCAGAAGGUGAUUUAAGAUCACAUUUUGAUAGAUUUAAAGAAGAAAACCUUGUUAAGAAUCAACAAAUUGUUGAUUUUGUUGUCAAAGCUGCUAAAGAAAAAGAUGUUACUCCAGGACAAAUUGCUUUAGCAUGGAUUAGAUAUCAAAGUUUCAAGACAAUUGAUGGAAUUAAAUUCCCAAAAAUUAUUGAUAUCCCAAGUACUACUUCUGUUAAAAGAGUUGAUGAAAAUUUCUCAGAUGUUGUUUUAACUGAUGAUGAAUUUGAGAAAAUUCAAACUUUUAUCAAAGAUGUUAAAGUUUCUGGUCUUAGAUAUAACGCCCAAGCUGAAAAAUCAUUAUUUUUAUAA